This is a messenger RNA of Pieris rapae (cabbage white), 701 nucleotides long. RefSeq lists its product as uncharacterized. The transcript has 4 exons. Bases 104 to 559 code for a protein of 151 amino acids. The record is from RefSeq and is a predicted model, not a curated record. NCBI's taxonomy places the organism in Eukaryota, Metazoa, Arthropoda, Insecta, Lepidoptera, Pieridae.
UGCGAUCAGGCGCGAAGUAGUAAAUACAUAUAAAACGGUUGUGGUCUAAGAGACGAGCCAGUUUCAAACCGUUGUCGGUGAAGGUACGACGUUAGCCUGAAUAAUGCAAACCGUCACAUUACUUUUGUUCGCGGUCGUCUUGACCGUGGCUCUUGCAGAGGGCCAAUAUUACGUUCCGCGCGCCUACUACACAAUAGAUGCAGAAGGUCAUCAGUCGGCGCCAGUGCCUAUGCGCAGGCUUCGACGCUCCCUGAAUCCUUAUCCGUACCCAUAUGGAGGAGCGAAUGCCAAUGCAAACGCGAACGCUGAAGCAAAUGCUUGGGGUGGUGGCAGUGCUAGUGCAAAUGCUCAAGCCAACGCACGCGCGGGUUCUGGGGGCUGGGGCCUUCCCAUUGGAGCUGGCUACGGCGCUGCAAAUCCUAACGCAUUAAGCUUUGGUGAGACACGACGCCAGUCAGGUCCAGUUUUGAGUAGUCGAUCAAUCAGCGCGGGUUCGUCUGUAGGAAUUGACUCUUCCGGCAAAGGAUAUUACGACCAAUAUACUUCAGUUGGUAAUUAAUGCCUAAUAUCAUUUCAUAUUACUUUGAAGUUCCUUUUUGUUAUAAUUUAAUUAAAAUUUGUGGAUUAAUAUUAAAUAAUUACGUAUAAGUUUGGAUGAAUGAGACCAUGGGUAAGGUGUUGAAAUAAAAUAUUAAUAUAUA